Molecule: messenger RNA, 969 nt
Organism: Exaiptasia diaphana
Lineage: Eukaryota; Metazoa; Cnidaria; Anthozoa; Actiniaria; Aiptasiidae
Product: melanocortin receptor 4-like
Exons: 1
Coding region: 1-969 (322 amino acids)
Biological process (GO): G protein-coupled receptor signaling pathway
Cellular component (GO): membrane
Molecular function (GO): G protein-coupled receptor activity
Source: RefSeq, a predicted model, not a curated record
AUGGCUGCGUCUAACACCACAUCGACUUGUUUGAUAUCACCAGACUUCGAGCACUACAAUAUCACUGAUUUGCCCGAUUCUGUGCUGCCAGUUUGGACUGUUCUCGCCUAUGUCAACGGAAUCGCCGCCCCAUUAACUGCGGUUUCCAACGCCUUGAUAAUUUGUGCAGUUUUUGGAGAUCAACAGCUGCGAUCCAAGGCUUAUACCCUUUUGCUUGCGGCCCUCGCUGUGGGUGAUCUUCUAGUCGGGUUAGUUGUAGAACCGCUAUACUGUUGGUUUUUCAUUUGUUUACUAAAAGAGUGUGGAAUGUGUAUAUUCACACUUAACGUGGUAGCGAUUGGAAUUUGUAAUGUAUUUAGCAUGUGUACGUUGAUGAUGGUAAGCGUUGAGAGGUAUCUCGCAAUAGAACUGCCUAUCUGGCACCGGGUACACGUUACACCAAAGAGGGUAAAGCAAACAGCAGCGGCUAUAUGGUUAACAUUGCCAAUAUCGAUGAUAACUUUUGUAAUCCUCCUGAAUAAACACGAAACCUUGAAAAAGUUGCCACCACUGAGGUUUACUUUGGGAAAUAUCGCAUUAAUCUUGUACUGCACAGUUAAAGUAGCUAUCACAGCAUAUUCCAAAACGAAGACCACUAAACCCAAAGCUGCAACUCAGCAGGCACAACAAGAGGAAGACCACGAGCGAAAGCUUCAGAUUCAAGAAUUCAAGAGAGGUUUAACAUUGGGUAUUCUGGUGCUAACUUCAGUCAUACUCUACUUUCCAAGCAUCAUUUUCAACAUMAUUCACCUUGUCAAUGGAAAAGACUUCACUCCAGAAUUCAAAUACAUUGCUCAACACAUUAUUCUUACGUUAAUUAAUCUGCAGUCCUUUGUCAAUCCGUUCAUCAUGGCACUACGCAUUAAAAAGAUCAGAAAAAGCUUGAAAAUAAAGAUAACGUCCUGUCUUAGCAUGUUUAAUGGAAACUGA